Messenger RNA from Scutellospora calospora, 822 nucleotides. The record is from the annotation of a GenBank genome assembly. Lineage: Eukaryota; Fungi; Glomeromycota; Glomeromycetes; Diversisporales; Gigasporaceae.
UACGGGAGCAAACAAGAAGACAAAAUACCCGCAGAGAUCAAACACGUAGACAACAAGUACCUUUUAAAGGGGGCUUCCGCCCUUACAUCAAGAAAAAGAAGUCUGUCCAAUAUUGAUAUGGAAAAAUUAUCAGAGAAAAAGGCUAAAAUUCAUGACACUAGAGCGAGAAAAGCACAGAAAGUCGCUGACAAUAGCAUACCUAACAACACAAGAUUUGAGAACCAAGAGCAGUCUUUGAGCCUUGAGCUGAGUCCUGAAUAUGCGAAUACAGAACCCAAAAGUUGGGCUAAAUCAACAGAGCAAGAAUACGCAAAUAAAGAUACGAAGGAUACAACAAACUCUAUUCAGAAUGCUUUUGCAAACGCGCAAAUGACAUCGGAAAAUUCACUGGCCUUGGAAAUUCUAAUGGAACCAGUUACAGAACUGGAGUUGGUACCUUCUGGAACAAAUUCAGAAGAAAUGAACAAACUCAAUCAAAGCUCUCUAGAUAACCAGGUAACAAAAUUACCGACCUUCAGUGAAAACAAUCCAUAUGUAGAAGAAAAUACAAUGCAUACACAACAAAUGCAUGCUGCCCAACAAUCGAGAGAAAAUAACAUUAGUACAAGCAAUACAAAUGCUGAAACCAUCACGCAAGAAGGAACAGCAUCUGCUGCAAACCACUCACAGGUAGAAGGAGCCCCAAACGAAUCUGAGGUGAAUAAAACUGUAAUGUAUACAAAUGAAAAUGGUAAGAACAGGCAAGAAGUUAUGAUAUGUUCAAAAACAGCAACUGAAGCAAAUGUAGUCGACCUAACAGAUAUAAUAAUGGAAGAUACUUAA